AUGCGACUACUUUUUGCUGUAAUUUUAAUAGCUGCAAUAUUCGGUUUGGGAUCUGCGGGCCGAUCUCGAAGAGUCAAACGCUUCGACUCGUCUUCGUACGAAAAAUUCUACCGAAGAGCCUGGCGCCAUGGUCUCGGUUACGGAGGUUGGGGCGGUGGCUACAGACCGAUGUGGGGCGGAUGGGGUGGUGGUGGAUAUCCGGGUUUCUAUCAGCCGUAUGGAUGGGGUAAACGAUAA
Molecule: messenger RNA, 237 nt
Organism: Cylicocyclus nassatus
Lineage: Eukaryota; Metazoa; Nematoda; Chromadorea; Rhabditida; Strongylidae
Source: the annotation of a GenBank genome assembly